Messenger RNA from Microtus oregoni (creeping vole), 447 nucleotides. Its product is annotated as ubiquitin-conjugating enzyme E2 L3-like. Gene Ontology annotation, cellular component: nucleus. Gene Ontology annotation, molecular function: ubiquitin conjugating enzyme activity. Lineage: Eukaryota; Metazoa; Chordata; Mammalia; Rodentia; Cricetidae. Gene Ontology annotation, biological process: protein K11-linked ubiquitination; ubiquitin-dependent protein catabolic process. Bases 1 to 447 code for a protein of 148 amino acids. The transcript is spliced from 2 exons. The record is from RefSeq and is a predicted model, not a curated record.
AUGGCGGCCAGCAGGAGACUGAUGAAGAAGCUUGAAGAGAUCAGCAAAUGUGGAAUGAAAAAGUUCCAUAACAUCCAGCUUGAUCAAGCUAAUUUAUUGACUUGGCAAGGGCUUAUUUUUUCUGACAACCCUCCAUAUGAUAAUGGGGCCUUCAGAAUUGAAAUCAGCUUUUCAGCAGAGUAUCCGUUCAAACCACCCAAGAUCACAUUUAAAACCAAGAUCUACCACCCUAACAUUGAUGAGAAGGGACAGGUCUGUCUGCUGGUAAUUAGCUCUGAAAACUGGAAGCCAACCACCAAAACCAACCAAGUAAUCCAGUCCCUCAUAGCACUGGUGAACGACCCCCAGCCUGAGCACCCACUCAACAGGCAGACCCCAUGCUCUGAACCCGUGGUCAGGACCGUAAAAAAAUUCUGUAAGAAUGCUGAAGAGUUUACAAAGAAAUAG